GGGAGGGGGACGAGGGAAAUGGCCGCUCCUUUCUUUAUGCUCCUCACCCGCCUCCUCGCUACGCGCUCGCUGCCGUUUCCUGGCCUGCCCCGCCUCACUUCAUCAUACCCGCCGCAGGCGUGGGGAGCGACCGCUUUGCAACAGCGGGGAAGAGGGGCUGGUGGUAUAGGCUGCCAUCUUCUCGAUUUUUGGGGGGAGCAUAGGAGAUAGAUGGGGAGGUAGUGGUGCCGUAUAUGAAUUAACUAAAACAGUGCCCCUCUGUACUAUAAAGGGGGAAGUGGUGAUAUAGCUCCGGAGGUUAUCACGUGUUGUGCCCUGUACUUAUGCUAAUACAGUUCUUCCUUCUCACUUCCCUUUCCCAGCUCUGCACUCUUAUUUAGUAAGUCGCCUGAUCACGUACCAUGUUUCCUAAGAGGCCACAGGCCGUGGUGCAUCUAGUGGUCGCAUCAGGGCAUUAGAUAACGUUUGUAGGCAAAACAGUCUUCAGCAAUAAAGCAUAAUCUGCCAAAUGGACACCACAGGAAAGCAGCCCACCUGGAUGCAUCUUAAAACAUACUUAUUCAUGCUUAAAAGAACUUCUAGCUAAAUGAGGCUAGCAGUAAUAAUAAAGCCACAUUAGUCAUAGCACAACACAGAAAUGAGUCCUCCUUAGGAGGGGAAUUUUGUUGUCAAAAGUAGUAGUGUUGACUUCAAGAUGCUUAUGGUAAAUCUGGGACCAUUUUUAAAAGUGAUAUUAAUGGGAAUUGACUUAUGUUAGCAGUAGCAUUGCUAAUAAAAUUCUCAUUGCUGCAUCUUUGAUAGUUGACAUCCUGUCAUCCAGAAAGUCUACUGAUAUAUUUCUGCUCACUAUGCAUGUAGUUUUUGGACAAAAGGCUACAUGUGCUUUAUGAAUGGUGUGUGUAUGGUCCUUAAAUUCAUUGGAAAUGUUUCAAAGAACAUCUGAAGAACUCUUUCCAAAGAUGGAAAGUUCAGUCGAAGAGAUGGAUACGUCUGAUAAUCAGUGGGGCUGGUUUUAUUUGGCUGAGUGUGGUAAAUGGCAUAUGUUUCAGACUGAUUCAAAUAGUCAUUGCUCAGUUAGCAGUGAAGAUAUUGAAAGGAGCUUCAGAACAAACCCAUAUGGUUCUGUUUCUUUUACUACUGCAAAAUUUAACUACACACUAGACUUUUCAGAGAUGAAGCAAACCAACCUAACUACCCUUAAACAACGUCCAAUAAAGCGAGCUCCCUUUUCUAUCAGUGCUUUCAGUUUCAUCUGUGAAAAUGAGUCCAUCCCUUUGCCUUCGCACUGGGAGAAUGUAAAUCCUGAGGAGCCGUAUCAGCUUAUUCCUUUGCAAAAGAAAACGAACGAAUACAAUGAAGUUUCUAGUCUCUUUGGAAAAACAAUGGAUAGCCACCGAAUAAAAAGAAUAAAGAGAAUACAAAAUCUAGACUUGUGGGAGUUUUUUUGCAGGAAAAAAGCUCAACUGAAGAAGAAAAGAGGCAUCACAACUAUCAAUGAGCAGAUGUUAUUUCAUGGUACCAGUAAUGAAUUUGUAGAAGCAAUAUGUAUUCAUAACUUUGACUGGAGAAUAAAUGGGAUGCAUGCUGCUGUAUAUGGAAAAGGGACCUAUUUUGCAAGAGAUGCGUCGUAUUCCAGUCGUUUCUGCAAAGAGGAUAUGAAGCAUGGAGAUACUUUUCAAAUUCAUGGUGUGAAUCUGCAGCCUCAUCUGCACAGACCAGAUAAAGUCAUGUUUCUUGCUCGUGUAUUAACUGGCGACUACAUCAAUGGUGAUUCAAAAUACAUGAGGCCUCCUUCAAGGGAUGGAAGUUUUGUGAACUUGUAUGACAGCUGUGUGGAUAAUACUUGGAACCCAAAGAUAUUUGUUAUCUUUGAUGCCAACCAAAUCUAUCCUGAGUACUUAAUAGAAUUUUGUUGAGUUUAAUGAAGCUGAACUGAAUAUUUGUGUCUUCUUUCUUUCACAAAGACAGCAACAUAAAAACCCAAAGUGUGAAAGGACAGAGGUGACAAAAAAGUUAGCAUAUGUUUAUGAAGCUGUUAAACAUUUAAGAGAGUUUGUACAUCUGCUCCUAAAAAUCUGUAAAUAAAUUUCACUAAUGCCUUUUUCCAAUCUAAGGGAGUACUACAAGUCUGAAAUUGCUUAGUGAAAGUAUUACUAAGUUUUUGUUUCAAGAAAGAAUUUAUGUUCUGAGUUCUUAAAAAUAUAUUACAAGUAGUUAUUUGUGUGGUAGUAAUAUGCUUGUAAUACUGUAUCUCUGUGAUUAAACAAACCUUUUCUAAAGAUUGUUUGUAGGACUUAAAGCCAAACCUUCUCCUAUGUGUAUGUGUGUGUGUUUUGUAGUACACAUUACAGGACGUACAGGACCUAAUGAUCAGCAAAGCUGCUAUGUUUAGAUUGAAGGUGAGCUUCAGUUAUAUUCUUGCUUGGUUACAAAACUCUUGCACUACAAUUUCAAGUUUGUUUUUGAGAAAAAUGAAGCCCUAAAGCUCUUGUGGUUGGUAACUGUUCAGUGUAUAAAUAUUGAGCUCAGUGCUGGGAUGUCAUCACUACCAUAUAACUGUUUGAGUUCUUGCUCUGUAUUUUUGCCAUGUUGUUGUAGUAUGUAUGUGCAUGCACAUAUUUGCAUGCAGGUUGUGCUUUCUUGUCUGAUCACUGUUUAAGAAGCACUCAGUGCUGGUAUACUUGCUGUUACUGAAGACAACGUCGAUUAACUUCACUGGGAAUAAUACAGAGUUAAACCAACAAUGAAAA
Molecule: messenger RNA, 2750 nt
Organism: Numida meleagris (helmeted guineafowl)
Lineage: Eukaryota; Metazoa; Chordata; Aves; Galliformes; Numididae
Gene: PARP11
Product: poly(ADP-ribose) polymerase family member 11
Exons: 8
Coding region: 891-1916 (341 amino acids)
Molecular function (GO): NAD+ poly-ADP-ribosyltransferase activity
Source: RefSeq, a predicted model, not a curated record